Messenger RNA from Acanthoscelides obtectus, 714 nucleotides. NCBI's taxonomy places the organism in Eukaryota, Metazoa, Arthropoda, Insecta, Coleoptera, Chrysomelidae. The record is from the annotation of a GenBank genome assembly.
AUGGCGUCUUUACCAAGCGAUAAUGAAGAUGAGAAUCUGAGCGAUUCUGACGAUGAUUAUGUGCCGUCCAAGCCAGGCUCAGAUAACUCCACAAGUAGUGACAGUGAAGACGAUUCAGAAGAUGACCAACCACUGAGCAAUUUUUUUGCAAAGGGGACACCAAAAUAUCAGUGGAAUAAAGUUAGUGUUUCUUUGGCGCCAUAUACGUCACAAAACCUAGACGACGAGCCUGAAAUAGGAAGACCCAUACAUUAUUUUCAGUUAUUUUUCUCAGAUGAGCUAUUAGAUCAAAUUGUAGAACAAACUAAUUUAUACGCUUGCCAAGUUGACCCGAAUAGACCACUCAACCUUGCUCGAUCUGAAUUAGAAGUCUUCUUAGGAACUGUUGUUUAUAUGUCGAUUCCUGGUUUACCGAGACAUAGACUUUAUUGGAGUUCUGCCACCAGAGUUUCACAGGCAGCCGACUCCAUGUCCAGAAAGCGGUGGGAACAAAUAAAGAAAAACCUUCAUUUCAAUAAUAAUGAGAACCUACCAAAAGAUCGAAAUGAUGUCAAUAGAGACAAGCUGUUCAAACUUAGACCCUUCCUGGAUAAUUUACAGCAAAACUUCGCAAAUCAAGUAAAACCUGAAAAACUCUGCGUGGAUGAACAAACAGUUCCAUUCAAAGGACGCUCUUCCCUAAAGCAAUAUAAUAUAAUCCCAAAAACCCAAUAA